ACUGUAUGUCUGAGCACAGAGAGGCUUACAACUCAGAGCUUUGUGUGAUCGUUAUCUCACUGGGAGGAAUAAUUGAAGCUGAAUAACUAAAUUAUAAAUCUAUUCAGAAAGUGCAAGGAUUUUGUCUCGAACAAUCUCUUUUUUAUUUCUUGGAUUUGAUCUAUUGACGUUUGAGAGCUGAUACCUCAGGAUGGCUGGGAUCUUCUGGAUGAUGUGUCUCUCACUGCUCACGCAGGGCUUCUGGUGUAUCCUUGGAGACAUUGAAGUUGGCUGCAAGAAAUGGUCUCCAAUAGAGGACACUUUUGCCUGCGAACAAUGUCAUCCUGGGAAUUACCUGGUCAAAAAACUUGGGCGAACACCUACAGAGCUCUGCACUCCGUGUGAAAAUGGAACCUUUACAGAGAAGACUGAUGCCGAUGAAUGUUACAUUUGCAGGCAGUGUGUUGGUGCUCUUGUCCAUUUGAAAGACUGCACCCCUAAAAGUGACACACAGUGUGCGUGUAAAAAAGGACUUGUCUGUGGAAACGAGAAAUGUACCUACUGUGUGGACGAGUGUGGCAAAGGCUAUGAACCUGACAAUAGUAAUAAUCGUUCUUGCAGACCUUGUCCAGAAGGAACUUUUAAUGACAAAAUUCACCAAAAGUGUAAAUCCUUCAGUACCAGCUGUGCAGAUUCAAACCAUAUUAUGGUAUUCAAAGGAAAUUCAUCAUCUGACAUUAUAUGUGAGUUGCUUCCACCUCUGACAAUUCCACCUACGACCAAUCCAGAUAAAUCUGAGAACAAAGAACAGGCAUGGCCAUCAGAGUUAUUUGGGAUAAUCGGAGGAUUUAUGAUGUGCCUCAUCAUCUUUAUCGUCCUUGUGUCUGUGCUACUCCAUCACAAUGUGAAAAAGAAAAAGACACAGAGAACCCCCUCAAAAACUCCCAUUAUUAGGACUCCUACAGAUGAUCCAAGGACAUUGAUUGCUAUUGAGUGCAGUUUUCAUGAAGCUCAACAGGAACAGGGUAACAGCACAGAAUCACUUAUCUCCUCGGAGCAGGAAACGGUGUGAAUGGAAGCAGCUGAGGGAAAACAGAUUUAUCCUGAACAAAAUAGGAUUCUUUGCCAUACUGAGCAACAAGUUUGAAGGAUUUUGUUGUUGCAUCAAUGUCUCUGGUUCCUAAACAGUGAAAGGAGUCAAAUGAAGGAACUUUGGUGUCUCUCUGCUAGUUUUUCAAUGGUAAUCUUUUGAUGACUGUAAAUAUAAACAUGGGAGCAAGGGGAAUUCAGAGAUGGGAAAAACCAAGUGGACUUCAACAAUGACUUUUUCAUCAUGUAAAUGACAGCAACCACUCUGUUUUUCCCCUUACUAACAGAGAAGCCUUAAUUGGUUUUAAAAUGCUGUACCUGGCAUUUAAGUUUAAAUACUGAAAGUAUUAGUAUAUUUAGUAAUAAAUAGACACAGUGGACUCACUGAAGCAGCUAUUACUUCAGUGAGAAAGAGAGCUAACAUGAUUUAUAUUUCAUGCUUUUUCAGUUUGAAAGUACAGUGCAAAUAGGGAGUUCAGCUUUUAGUCAUUUGUCAUUUUGAGCCCACGUACGCCUCCUGGUGAAAACGUUAGCCUUUAUCUUCAUUCCAGUGUUCAACCUAGUUACCCAGUAUUGUUUUUUUGUUUUUUUUUUGCUGAGUGUAAUGGACGUAUUGUGUGGUUAUUUAUAGCGUAGGUAUGUAAAUGAGCCCAAGAAAGAACAGCGUUGUUUUCAGUCGAAACCAGAUAUUUACAUACACUAUAAAAAGACAGCACCUUUUUAUUUAACGCUGACAUCUUGUUUUUGUUCACUUAAGAUUGCCAAAAUGAGUUAUAUUUGCUAAAUGAAUAAUGAGAAAAUUUGUUUUUUUCAGGAUAUUUUAUUAUUUUCUUCAAAUUCAGGAGAUAAAAUAUACAAAGACUACCAUACUUUUAAACCUUUUGGGGAAACCCAUUUGAUGACCACAUGGCUUUAUAAGCUUCUGAUAGGUUGACUCAGAACAUUUGAGAUAAAUAGAGGUUAUACCUGCAAUUUAUUUUAAAGCACGCCUCAAACACACUACGUCCUUGUGCAGCAUCAUGGGAAAAAUAAAAAUCAGGUAGGUUAUUAGGAGAACAGUGGAGCUCCAAUAGUCUGGUUUAUCAAACCAACAUCUUAAGACAUCAGUCAGGAAGUAAAAGUUUUUGAAAGGAUGCUUUUAACCUUUGACCCAAGUCAUAGGUUUAAAGCCAAUUCUACCAAAUAUUAAGUAAAUGUAUAUAAACUUGUGAAAGUGAAAAAAAAUAGAGGAUUAGUCUAAUUAAAUGUCAGUUAGUUGUAUUUUUAAAUAGUAAAUGUAAAUAUCUGGUUUCAACUGUACAACUUGUUUUAUUUCCAUGUUGCUCUGAAUGGGUAACCUAAUUAACUGUGAAAGUACUACUGUAACUAGCUGGCUAUACAAGUUGCAGGGCAACUUAACAUUACAUUUGAUAGUCACAGAACCUUUAUGGGCUUUCCUGCUGUUGCUUAAUUGGUCAUGAAACAAAUGUCCAGAAAAAGGGUUUUUCCCAUGUUGGUGUUCUUAAACCAGCAAGGAGUCUAGAGAACAGAUCCUAGGAUCUGAUAGGACAGAUCCUAGUUGUAAAGGAGAGAUUCAACAAGAAGCAAAUAUUUGGAUAAGCUUAAAAGAGCUGUCAAGCAAGCUGAGGCAUGCCUGUUGUAGAACCAAAAGGGAUACCAAGAAACGUUUAAUAGCUUGAAAUUGUCAGUUCAUUAGUCAAGAUCAUUCAGAUAUCAAUUUAGUGUAUCAUAUCAAAGUAAGAAAAACUUGGCAGUUUUAGCAGAAAUUCUAAUACAAAACAAGGCUUCAAGGUCAAAUGGAAACCCCCACGGCAGUCUUGUGUUUUCUGCGAAACUCUUGACUUUCACCACAGUUAGGUGGCCAGUGAGAUAAGACCGACAGGAAGUAUUGGCUUUUAUUUUUUUUAUUUCUUGCGUGAACUGUAGCAGGCGUGUUUCUUUUCAUAAUGGAAACCUUAAGAAUAUGCUAUGUGGGCACCUGGUGGAAACGUUUAGCCCACAUCUAUUUUGAUUUAUCACAUUAGUAAGUAGACUAUGACUCACUACUCAGCCGGGGGAGACGUUAGCUGAAAGACCUCAAAGUUCACAGGUGUCACCCUGAAAACAGCGAACACAUACGGAUGCUGACUGUAGCACUUUAUUUCGUCUGCUAUCUGCUACUUGAAGAAAAUGACAAACUUGUAAUUUAAAGAUCAUUUUCCUCCUUUUAGCUUGUUACUUUUUUUUUGUUUUAGAAAAUGUCUCUACAGAAAUUGGAUUUGUUCUGUUCUGUAUUCAAAGUUUUACAAUGUACUUAUAUUUUUGAACACCAAAUAAAUAUAUAUAAUUUUUUA
Molecule: messenger RNA, 3401 nt
Organism: Girardinichthys multiradiatus
Lineage: Eukaryota; Metazoa; Chordata; Actinopteri; Cyprinodontiformes; Goodeidae
Gene: tnfrsf9a
Product: tumor necrosis factor receptor superfamily, member 9a
Exons: 7
Coding region: 191-1051 (286 amino acids)
Biological process (GO): regulation of cell population proliferation
Cellular component (GO): external side of plasma membrane
Molecular function (GO): cytokine binding; signaling receptor activity
Source: RefSeq, a predicted model, not a curated record